This is a messenger RNA of Macrobrachium nipponense, 2601 nucleotides long. Its product is annotated as arylsulfatase B-like. The record is from RefSeq and is a predicted model, not a curated record. Bases 185 to 1819 code for a protein of 544 amino acids. Lineage: Eukaryota; Metazoa; Arthropoda; Malacostraca; Decapoda; Palaemonidae. The transcript is spliced from 12 exons.
AGGAGAGAGGAUGCAUUUUCGGCUCUGCAUGUGAUUGCUUGCUUGCUCCCUCUCUAUCUCACUCUUUCUCCCUCCCUCUGCUUUCAAGGUCUGCGUUUGGGCGUGCGUGCAUGUGGGUGUGUGUGUGUGUGUUGUGUUGGUGUCUGUGUCUCUGUGGGAGGAUUUCGUUGGACAGGUUUAAAAGAUGAAGCAUAAUAGAUGGAUAAUUCUGCUUACAACUGCGAUAUUAUUUGGAGAGUCUGUGGCCUUGAAUACCGAAGAAUUAACCAAGAAGAAACCUCACGUCAUAGUGAUAGUGGCCGACGAUUUGGGAUGGAAUGAUGUGUCCUGGAACAAUCCUAACGUGGUAAUGCCCAACUUGAAUGACCUCGCCUUGAACGGGGUCAUUCUGAAUCAGUCGUACGUUCUCCCUAGAUGUACCCCUACUAGGACGGCUCUCCUGACGGGCAGAUACCCGUUCACGAUCGGCUUCCAGGACGAGAACGUGAAGAGAGAGGAACCGCGGGGCAUUCCGCUCAAGGUCAGUCUACUUCCGGAGCUUCUGAAGGAGGCUGGGUACUCUACCCACGCCGUUGGGAAAUGGCACCUGGGUUUCUGCUCUUGGGACUACACUCCCACAAGGCGAGGUUUUGACACCUUCUUCGGAUUCUACGGCGGCGGAGAAGAUCACUUUACACACAAGGAACCGUCGCGUCUUGAAGAAAUGGGGCGGAAGAAGAAUAAAAGAAAGAAGACGGCUUACCUAGACCUGAGAAAUGGCACAGAACUUGAUGACAGUCAGGAAGGCGUGUAUUCAUCACAUCUGUUUGCUUCGGUAGCGGAGGAGAUUGUGAGGUCACGUGACCCCAAGGACCCGUUGUUCAUGUACCUGGCCUUCCAGAGUGCCCAUUCGCCUCUCCAGGUCCCACAGGAAUAUGAAGAUGUCUACAAACACAUUGGUAACAAGGACCGAAGAGUUAAGCUAGGAAUGAUAACAGCCAUGGACGAAGGCAUUGGCAGACUUGUCAAGGCUCUCAAGGAAACUGGCCACUAUGAAAAUUCCGUCAUCAUCUUCACUACUGACAAUGGAGGCGCCAUCCGUUACGCAGGAAGCAACUGGCCUCUACGAGGUGAGAAGGACUCCCUAUGGGAGGGAGGGAUGCGGGGCCCAGCUAUGGUUCACUCGCCUUAUCUGAGGAACGCUGGAUCCGUCACUAACCAGUUACUUCACGUUACAGACUGGUACAGUACCAUCCUGAACAUUGCGGGAAGCACAACACCCAGAGUUGAUGGGCUGAAUCAGUGGGACGCCCUUGCAGGCAUCGCGAGUCCCCCUCGAAGCAAGAUGAUUUACACAGUCGAGGACUUCUUUAACAUCACAGCCGGUGUCAGGUUCGACGACUACAAAAUGCUCAUUGGGGAUAUGGAGCCAAAGGACUGGGAGUCAAUCCCACUCUCUGAAGAUGGCCCUCUGAGACCUAGAAAUUACAGAACUGAAUCUUAUAAUGAAACGGAGGAGGAAACCAGCUCUGCAGGCACUGAUUACAUACAGUGGAAAGAACUGGAAGGUAAUCAGGUACUCAAAUGGAAACCUAAAGUUCGGAGAAUCCUGAACAAUUAUCUUUGGAGCGAUACGAAAAUCAGGCUCUUUAAUGUUAAAGAUGACCCAGAAGAAAGAAGCAACUUAUCUCUGAAAGAAAGUCGCAGAUUGCAGAAGAUGAUGAUCUACCUCUCAAAGCAACUGACGCGCCUUGUCUCUUCGUCCAGCCAUAAAAUGAUUGAAGCCAGUCCAGUCCACUGGGGGAACGCCUGGUCUCCUGGGUGGUGUGUGGCCAGCUGAGAAUGACUCUGAUGGGAGUCAGUCUUGUGGGUGUGAGAACAAGAGACAAGAAGUCGUCCAAUGUACACAAGGGAAACACCUGGUCCAGCUGAUGUUGAUUACAAUCAAGAAACUGCUCUUGGUUUUGCCUUUAGAAGCCCAAACAAAAAGGCAUUGAAUCACCUAGAUCUAGAGCACUUGGUAAUCACCUGAUCAGACCUGUGUAUAUAGAAAUGCUCGAAGAGUGGAACUGAUAGGUGAUCAAGCAAGAAUACUGGAACACCUCUUUAAAGACUAGGUAUUAAUGAAACUAAUUUCUCUUUAAUGUGUAAAAGACAAACUAAUUAUUCAGUAAUGUAUAAAAGACACUUUAAUUGUGAUAGAACUGUAGUACAUAUAUUUAUAAAUAUGAGAAUGAACAGGACAGCGAGAACACUGGAUAUCAUUUCUUCUUUUUAUUUAAGCCAACGUUUCAGGAAUCCUUUCCCAUCUUUAGGGCUAUAAAUAGAAUUGAUUUUUACAAUAUUAAAAAGUAUGUUAAAAAAGCUAAUAAUCAUAAGAAAUCUUAUAACUGUUGCCUUAUUUUAUCAUACUUUUUAAUAUUGUAAAAAAUUAUUUGUAUUUAUAGCCCUGAAGAUGGGAAAGGAUUCCGAAACGUUGGUUUCAACAAAAAGAAGAAAUUACAUCCAGUCUUCUCGCUGUCCUCUUCAUUCUUAAACUAAAGCUCACCAGGAGCGAAAAUCCUUACAGUUUAUAAAUAUGUAGACAUGUUCAUGUCAUUUAAAAAAAGACAAUCUUUAGAA